GACCUCCAGCUACAAAAAGGCAGAAAGCAAGGAAAGAAAGCCAAGAUUUACUACACAAAUGAGCACUGAAUGAGUGCCCAUCUCAGAUCCAAGACACCAGUUUUGCUUCCGUCGUACUUCUACUGACGAGCCGAGUGGCAGAAUCUUAGUCGACCAAGAAAAGCUACACAUUUUCCAACAACCCUUCGCAGUGACCCCAGGAUGUGGGCCAUUCUCUGCAUCUGCAUUUGUGUAUGGGCAUGCGACGUGUCCUCAUCUCCGCUGAGAGUGCAGCGAGAGGCCAGGCUGGUCAUGAACGACGAGGUGAACGUACUGAUGUACGGCGUGCUGCAGUUCAGCGAGUCGCUACACCACAUGUACCAGAGCACUGCAGCUAAGCUGGCCCGAGUUACCCGUGCCAUUAGCAACAUAGAGAAUGUGGUGCAACGCCUGGGCAGGGACACAGAGCAGGCUGCUCAAAGCGAGGGCCAGAUUAAAGAGGGGCUUGGCCUCAUCCAGGCCCAGAUGGCAGCGCUACAGGCCCAGAGUCAGCAGUACAGGGGACUGGUCAACAGGGUGGAGCUGGAAGAUGCCGAGCUAAAGCAAAAGCUGAUCAACCUGGAGGUGGACCUGAAUAACUUCACCCCCAACAGAAUCAAAGCACUGCAGGAGGUGACCAAGAAGCACAACACCCUUCUAGAUGACUUGAUAAGCUGGACGCAGCAACAGAAACAGCAACUGGAAAGCCAAAACCAACAGCUGGCAGAGUUACAGAAACAAACAAAUUUUGUGUCAUAACAGUGUUCUCGAACAUCAUGAGGACUUUUACCCACGAAGAUGAGGCUCAUCAACACUCCCAUAUACCUUCACAAAAUCUACACAUGCUCAUUCAAAAACAGUAAAAUGUAAAUAGAUGCAUCUUAACCUUUGUACUCAUGUUAAAAAUUGAGGCAGUUUUUGUCAGAUUU
Molecule: messenger RNA, 947 nt
Organism: Pygocentrus nattereri (red-bellied piranha)
Lineage: Eukaryota; Metazoa; Chordata; Actinopteri; Characiformes; Serrasalmidae
Exons: 4
Coding region: 202-777 (191 amino acids)
Biological process (GO): triglyceride homeostasis; regulation of lipid metabolic process
Source: RefSeq, a predicted model, not a curated record